AUGUCGGGGAGAGUUUGUUUCGCGUCGCCAAGAACUCUCUCCGCGAGGACGAGCACUUCUUUUUCCUCCUCGUCUUCAUCGUCUUCGUUUAGGUCGUCGAGUUUGAAACAGAUUAAACGCUUGUUCUUCGCGAGUAGAAAUGCAAACACAAAGAGCACACAGAAGAGAAGAGGAAGAGGAUUUGUCUUCUCGGCAUCAUCAUCAUCAUCAUCAUCUUCAUCAUCAUCAUCAUCGAACAACAAGAAUAAUAACGAGGAGGGCGAGGCCACUUCCUCGUCAUCAUCAUCCUCUUCCUCCACGAGUUUCGAGGAAACUAUACUCGCGGUGGCUAAAAAAGCCGCCUCGGAGAUCUCAACCGGGAUGACCAUCGCCGUCGGCACCGGAAGCAUAUGUUCGAAGUUGCUCGACGUCUUGGAGACAGAGAAAGUGUUUGAUGUGAAAUACGUGCCGGUGUCGACGUUAGCGGCGAAAGAGUUGGCGCUGAGAGGGUUGGCACCCGUGGUGGAUUGCGAAGAGGCGCUGGCGAUUGAUGUGGUGUUCUUGCAACCGAACGAAACGGCUAUUUACGACGGGAACAUCGUUUCAAUCUUAGAUAGAACGCAAACGCCGAUACAACCGUCCAUCGCGACGACGAGAAACGUGUUGAAGAAAUCGUUGAAAACGAUCUUGUUGACCGAACAGUUUCGAGAAUACGUCGGUGGUUCCGUUCCAGUCGAGAUCGAAAUGGAGAAUUGGGAAGAAACCGCGGAGGAUUUGGACGAUUUGUUUUUAGGCGACGCGGAAUUGUGGAGACGAGGUCAGUCGGGAGACGAACAGUCGCACCCGAUGGGCGGGAAAAACCCGUUCGUUUCCCCAGAUGGGACGACGACCAUAAUAGACAUAAAGUUUGAAGACGCGAUAAAAGGUGGACGAUACACCAAGGGAUUCGUUUUAGCUGGAGAAGACUGCACUCCAUUUCAAAUCCAAGCGGAAAUUGAAAGCGUGGACGGCGUCGUAGCGCACGGCUUGUUUACGACCGCGGACGCCGUGUUAGCCCCGUGGGGAGACGGCGGGUUAACCCCGUUGUUCUUACGUAAAGGCGAAGAGUUACCCGUCGAUUGA
Messenger RNA from Bathycoccus prasinos, 1101 nucleotides. RefSeq lists its product with no specific name. Bases 1 to 1101 code for a protein of 366 amino acids. The transcript has a single exon. Gene Ontology annotation, biological process: pentose-phosphate shunt, non-oxidative branch. The record is from RefSeq and is a predicted model, not a curated record. NCBI's taxonomy places the organism in Eukaryota, Viridiplantae, Chlorophyta, Mamiellophyceae, Mamiellales, Bathycoccaceae. Gene Ontology annotation, molecular function: ribose-5-phosphate isomerase activity.